CCCAAACCUGUGGCGGGAGUUGGAGAUUUUGCGGCGACUGCACCAGGUGUGGACGUCUAGGAGUGGCGUGUCUGGCAAGUGGUUAGUUUCUGGCGUGGGGGCUAGAAAGAAUCAUCAUGCCUCGAGUUCAUAAUGUGAAAAAGUCUCUCACGCCUCAGAUUGCUUGUUUGACAAGUGAAUCUUACAAGCAACUGGAUUUUUUGCCUGACAAACUAAGAGCAAAGCUCCUUCCAUUCCAGAAAGAUGGCAUUACUUUUGCCCUCAAAAGAGAUGGCAGGUGUAUGGUGGCUGAUGAAAUGGGUUUGGGGAAGACAAUCCAAGCAAUUGCGAUUGCUUACUUCUAUAAAGAGGAAUGGCCUCUUUUAAUAGUGGUCCCUUCAUCUCUGAGGUACCCUUGGACAGAAGAAAUCGAGAAAUGGAUUCCAGAACUAGGCCCAGAAGAAAUCAAUGUUAUUCAGAAUAAGAGUGAUGUUGGGAGAAUAUCAACCAGCAAAGUGACAGUUCUGGGUUAUGGUCUUUUAACCACAGAUGCACAGAGUUUGAUAGAUGCAUUGAAUAACCAGAACUUCAAAGUAGUGAUAGUGGAUGAAUCACACUACAUGAAGUCCAGAAAUGCAACCCGCAGCAAGAUUUUAUUGCCGCUAGUGCAGAGAGCCAAACGAGCCAUUCUUCUUACCGGAACUCCGGCUUUGGGAAGGCCUGAAGAGCUCUUUAUGCAGAUUGAAGCUCUCUUCCCCCAAAAAUUUGGGACGUGGACUGAGUAUGCCAAAAGAUACUGUAAUGCACAUGUCAGAUACUUUGGUAAAAGGUCCCAGUGGGAUUGUAGAGGGGCAUCAAAUCUUAAUGAGCUUCACCAACUAUUAAGUGACAUAAUGAUUAGAAGAUUAAAGACUGAAGUUUUAACCCAACUGCCCCCUAAAAUCAGACAGCGUAUUCCCUUUGAUCUUCCAUCAGCAGCAGCCAAGGAAUUAAAUGCCAGCUUUGAAGAGUGGGAAAAAUUAAUGAAAUCUCCAAAUUCAGAUGCCACAGUGACUGUCAUGGGGUUGAUUACACGCAUGUUUAAGCAGACUGCUAUUGCUAAGGCAGGAGCUGUAAAGGAUUAUAUUAAGAUGAUGCUCCAGAAUGAUUCACUUAAAUUCCUGGUUUUUGCACACCAUUUAAGCAUGCUCCAAGCUUGCACGGAAGCAGUCAUUGAAAACAAGACUCGUUAUAUUAGGAUAGAUGGAAGUGUUCCAUCUUCAGAAAGAAUACGUCUGGUCAAUCAGUUUCAAAAGGAUCCUGAUACUCGGGUGGCUAUCCUAAGCAUACAGGCUGCAGGCCAGGGUUUAACAUUUACCGCUGCUAGUCAUGUCGUAUUUGCUGAGCUAUAUUGGGACCCUGGACAUAUAAAACAAGCAGAAGAUCGUGCUCAUCGAAUUGGACAGUGCAGUUCUGUGAAUAUUCACUACCUUAUUGCCAAUGGAACUCUAGACACUCUUAUGUGGGGAAUGUUGAAUCGUAAGGCUCAGGUUACAGGGAGUACACUGAAUGGUAGGAAGGAACGACUUCAGGCAGAGGAAGGAGAUAAGGAAAAAUGGGAUUUCCUGCAGUUUGCUGAAGCCUGGACUCCAAAUGACUGUUGCGAAGAGCUCAGGAAGGACGUUUUGUUCACUCAUUUUGAAAAAGAAAAACAGCAUGAUAUUCGAUCAUUCUUUUUACCGAAACGUAAAGAAGGACAGCUGGUGUCUUCCAGUGAUGAAUCAAGGAUACUCCAGGAGAAAAAUACGGUAGCAGCGCUGGACCCCAGAGAAAGAGCUGCAAGAGAUAUCUCUGAUUGUGAAAGUCAUUUUGAACCUGAAGCUAAAAAAUUGAAAUUGGUCACCACCAAUGACUGUGGCAGUCCCCCGGAGGAGAAGCCACCAGGGUCCAGACAAACCAGAGCUCCACUCGUGGAAGGUGUCCACAAGGCCAAGUUCCAGUCAACCGAGACAUCCCUUCCUGGAAAAGACUGGCAGUGUGGUUUCUGCACCUAUAUCAAUAAUGCAGUGUUACCUUAUUGUGAAAUGUGUGAGAACCCCAAAGGCCGAGCUGGUGAGUCCAGGGAAGGUGACCAUGGAAGUUGGUCAGAUAAUCUGUUACCUACUGUUGCCAAAGGUAACCUCAACCAUAUCCAAGAUGAAAAGAAAAAUGAGAAAGUUGAUUGUCAGAAAGACCCACCUGAAGAAGUACGUGCUAGCUCUAACUGUGGAAACCAAGUCUGUGCUCAGCCAGACCAAGAGUGGUUGACUGAGAGUAAGGAGAAAACUUCCAACCUUGAGGGACAAGAAGGACUCGCACUCCAGCCAGAGCAGUUGAAGAGCACAGACACAUUGCCAGUAUAUGAUACCUUAAUGUUUUGUGCAAGUAAGAAUACUGACCGGAUUCACCUCUACACUAAGGACAGAAAACCGAUGAACUGUAAUUUCAUCCCUCUGGAUAUAAAAUUAGACCUUUGGGAAGAUUUACCAGCAAGUUUUCAGCUGAAACAAAAUCGUUUACUGAUUUUAAGGUUUGUUCGAGAAUGGAGUAGUCUAACUGCCAUGAAACAAAGGAUAAUAAGGAAAAAUGGGCAGCUGUUCUGUAGCCCAAUCCUUGCUUUGGAAGAGAUCUCGAAGCAACAAACCAAACAAGAUAGUACCAAAAGAUACAUAACCAAAGAAGAUGUUGCCAUAGCCUCGAUGGACAAGGUGAAGAAUGAAGGGGGCCAUGUCCGGCUGAUCACAAAGGAAUCCAGGCCAUGGGAUCGUUCCACAAAAAAUUUUUUCGAAGAUGGAGCCUGUGUCCCAUAUCUAAAUCCCUGCACCGCCCAAGCUGAUCUCACUGUGAAGCCUUCUACAUCCAAAGGCUAUUUGCAAGCUGUGGAUAAUGAAGGAAAUCCACUUUGCCUCCGCUGUCAGCAUCCCACUUGCCACACUAAGCCAGAGUGUAAAGCAAACGCUUGGGAUUCACGGUUUUGCUCUCUCAAAUGUCAGGAAGAGUUUUGGAUUCGAUCUAAUAACAGUUACCUGAGAGCCAAAGUAUUUGAAACUGAACAUGGUGUGUGUCAGCUGUGUCAUGUGAACGCACAAGAACUCUUUUUACGUCUGAGAGAUGCUCCUAAAAGUCAGAGGAAGAAUCUCCUGGAUUCUACCUGGACGUCAAAGCUCCCGUUAGAACAGCUAAAUGAAAUGAUAAGGAACCCGGGGGAAGGACAUUUCUGGCAGGUGGAUCACAUCAAGCCUGUGUACGGGGGCGGCGGACAGUGCUCACUGGACAACCUGCAGACUCUCUGCACGGUCUGUCACAAAGAGAGAACUGCCAGACAAGCCAAGGAAAGAAGUCAGGUGAGAAGACAAUCUCUGGCAUCAAAGCAUGGAUCAGACAUCACACGAUUUUUGGUAAAGAAGUAGAACAUUCUGUGAAUGGAUGACAAAUGGUUUACAUGUGGGAGAAUUGAACACAAUUUUUUUUUCCAUUUCUGCCUAAAAUGUUUCAGAAUGAAAAUCAAGAAUUCAGAUUCUGGUUGUGUACUAAGUACUUUCAGUGUUAAAUACUUUUUGAAAGUACUUAACAGAAGCUAAGUAUUCCUGUAAUCUUGUUGAUUUCACGCACACUGCUAGCUAUGUCUCACAAGCUUUUAAGUUGUCAUUUCCCCAGAUAUGCCUUAAUCACUGUGUCACACAUAGCAAAUGCUUGAAAAAUAUGUUCUUAAUUACCAGAAAAAUGCUCUGGGCUAGUAUCCGUUCUGGACUGUCAUAGGUCUAACUGGGAGAUUGUAAAAAAGAAAAACUUAGGCGGGUAAAUCAUCAUUCAGGAGUUCUGAACCAAGCGUGAGCAGCCAGCUCAGUGUGUAAGACACUGAACGCCUCCAAAAUGGGCCUGGGGCACGUUGUGGACAUAGUCUGUGUAUCAAAACAUUAAAUAAAUCAUACUUUUGAUAGUAAGACAACUGUACUGAUCAUGUUUGCAGAUAAUCUGGCAGUCCUGUAUAAAGUUAUUAACUAAAAAUAUUAAACAACUGAAAAUAAAAAUGUAA
Lepus europaeus (European hare) is the source of this 4033-nucleotide messenger RNA. RefSeq names its product zinc finger RANBP2-type containing 3 (gene ZRANB3). Lineage: Eukaryota; Metazoa; Chordata; Mammalia; Lagomorpha; Leporidae. The coding region runs from base 117 to 3407 and encodes 1096 amino acids. The record is from RefSeq and is a predicted model, not a curated record. Gene Ontology annotation, cellular component: nuclear replication fork. Gene Ontology annotation, biological process: replication fork processing; DNA repair. The transcript has 21 exons. Gene Ontology annotation, molecular function: ATP-dependent chromatin remodeler activity; nucleic acid binding; zinc ion binding.